GUCUGUUAGAUCGAGAAAGAAAAUACAGUAUUAAUAAUUAAUUUUUAAUGAGAUGAAAAAAACAAGAAUUUAUAUAUAUAAAUAUAUUUUACAACUUUUUUUAUAUUAUAUUUUAUAUUAUUAUUUUACAACUUCAAUUUUACACAUCUUUUUUGAACUCGCCACUUUGACAUAAUUGUCACUGAACACCUUUCGUUGAUCAUGUCUGAAAAUAUGAUGUGAUGAUGAUAUAACUCUUAAAAAUUUAAACUCUACUGUGGAGAGCAACAAGGAGAUAUGCAUAAUUUUCCGGAUGUUGGCAUUCGUAAAAUUUUGCAACUCACCAACUCACGCCUCGCCAACUCACCAACUUUCGACUAGACCUUUUACCAAACUCAUUAGGAAUCAAUGGUUUUUUAAAACCUGGCGAACCACUGACUGAUUCCCGUUCGCAGGAGAGCAGACUUAAACAGCAUCGUAUCAUAGAAUUAUCUCAAGAAAGUAAUAAUUUUACAUGUCUCCUGUGGAGCUGCAACAUAGGCAUCAAGCAAAUAUUGUAAAAAUUGGAAACCUUGGUAAAAGAAUGUGGACGAAGAGUUCUGUUGUGCAUUAUAUUAAAAAAACACCACAUUGACCAUGCCACCACUCUAUAACGACCAUCUAACGGCGAUUCAACAUGGGCGAGUGAAUGAUAACCCAAGCCAUUUGAGGGGAAUUGGGGAGAUGGCACAUUGUGUGGGCCGUUGGAUGUUGCCAGGAGUUGUCUAGUAGAGAGCGGGCCCUAAUUGGGUCUGUAUAGCUCAAAAAGAGCAUUAAAUACUCUAGGAGGAGAUCUAUUGUAAAAUAGUGAAUAAUAAAAAUUUUCCGCAUGGAUUUCAAAAGUCGUGCUGACGGGAAACUCGCAUGUGUAUUUUGCAUAUAAAUAAUAUAAAUAUUGCAUUCUAAUAUUGCAAAAAAUCUUUUGUAGAGGAUGUACAUUGGGUAAAAACAUAUCAUUUACGGAUAUAAUUAUACACACUGUAAAUAAGCAGUUAUCCAAAACCAAACUAUAAUAGAAAUGCAAAACGAGGACAGUAAAGUGCCCAAACAAAACCAAAGGCAUGUGGCCUAGAACAAGACCAGAAAGACGACUAGAGCACAUGAGAAUGCAAGCUGUAGCUAAGUUACUGGAUAACAAAGCCAAUGAACAACAUAAUAAAAUAUGUACUCCCGACUGAACAAAAUAAGGGUGACCAUGUAAUUGUUGUGGAACGGAGGGGCAUUAAAUUGGAAAAUAUUAAUGCAAAUUGGUAAUUAAGAUUAACAACAUAAAAGUCAUAAAUUAACACCUUCAUUGGAAGAUCAUGGCCAUAACAGUAUAUCAUACACAGCCUUCAGUGUUUUCUUGAUUUUAGUUAAAAAAGUAGUAAUAUAAAAGAUUGUGUCCUGAUGCGAAAAGAUGUGUGGAAUACUUUUCAUUUUGUCGUCAAAUGAGAAAAAAAUUCAGACAUUAUCCGAGCUUGUGGUACCACAAAUAGAAAACCGUGGACCAGAUGCAUCACAUCAAUAUGCUCUUGAACUUAAUGAGGUUACAACAAUGGUAUGUUACGGAACUGUUUUACAGUUACGAGGUGAACUAAUGAAACAACCAGUUGUUGAUGAGCAUGGAAAUUUUUUGCUGUGGAAUGGUGAGAUAUUUGGUGGUCUUCAGAUUAUGGAAGAUCAAAAUGAUACCAUUGCUGUCAUGGAAAAACUAAACAAAUUAACAAGUCAUGCUGAAUUUGUCGAUUUUUUCACAAGCAUUCAUGGUCCAUGGUCAUUUGUAUAUUUUGACGCAAAAAACAAAGAAUUGUGGUAUGGUCGUGAUUUUCUUGGCAGGAGAAGUCUUAUAUCUUUCUGUGGUGACGACAUGUUCUCUUUAUCUUCCACUUUUCACAGAGGAUUACAUGCAGAUUGCAAAGAAGUUCCUGCUAAAAAACUCUACUGUUUAAGUUUAAAAGACUGUCAAUUUAAUAACAUGGGAGAGCAUAUACGUGAAUACGCUUUCAAACCUGCAUUUAUCAAUAAACAAAUUGCAAGACAUGAUCACAGAUGUUUAACAUCAGUUUCAGCAGGAGACAAAGAAGACGACUAUGUGACAGACACUCAUUGUACAUCGUGUGGAUGCAUCAGUACUGCAGGAUAUUAUAGGGAUAGUGCAAACAGUAAAGUGGGAUAUUACAGAGAUAGUGACCUCUAUGCUAUUCGAGAUAACAUAGACCAAACUCAGUUAUGUUGUAAUUGUUUACACUUUUCAUCCUCAGAAGAAAACAAAAAACCUUUAAGUGAAGCAAAGCUAAUAGAAGGUGGUACCGAAGAAAGAACAACACUUGUUGAAGUUAUAAAUGAGUUUAUUGCAGUUUUAGAAGAAUCUGUACGAACUCGUGUUUUUAAUCUUCCAAGAUCUUCGGAGGAUACUAAUCCCAAUGUAGGCGUGUUGUUUUCAGGUGGUAUAGAUUCAGUGAUACUUGCUGCUCUCGCCCACAGAUGUGUACCAAAACAAGAAGCGAUCGAUUUGAUCAACGUUGCUUUUCAACAAAAAAACAAAAUACAACAAAACGUUAAGAAAAAAUAUCAAAAAAAAGCGCUUGUGGAGGAGAGUGAUAAUUUCGAUGUCCCUGAUCGUAUUACGGGAAGGAGAGCUCUACUUGAACUUCCUAGAGAUAGAUGCUGGAAUUUUAUCGAGGUUAAUGUGACCAAGGAAGAGCUCCAGAACGAGAGGGAACAAAGUAUAUCAAAUUUGGUUUAUCCCCUGGAGUCUGUACUCGACGAUAGUAUCGGUUGUGCAAUUUGGUUUGCAGCGCGGGGAAUUGGUAAUCGAUUUGAAAUUUCUGCAUCUGGAGACCUAAAGUUAGUCGAAGAAAAUUACAAAACUCCGGUUAAGGUGUUAUUGACUGGCAUGGGAGCGGAUGAACAGCUUGGUGGAUAUGCAAGACAUCGUACUAAAUACGAAAAUAACGGAUGGAUAGGUUUAAGAGACGAAAUAAAGAUGGAGUUGGAAAGAAUAUCAUCAAGGAAUUUAGGUAGAGACGACAGGUGUAUAUCAGACCAUGGGCGUGAAGCAAGAUUUCCCUUCUUAGAUGAACACGUCGUUUCGUUUCUACAAUCACUACCAGUUUGUAUAAAGUGUGAUCCGCGUCUUCCACGUGGUGAAGGAGAAAAGAUCUUACUUCGAGAAGCUGCUUCAUUACUUGAUCUACCGUACGCAAGUAAGUUACCAAAGAGAGCUAUACAAUUUGGUUCAAGAAUUGCUAAGUUGGAAGGUAGUAAAGAGAAGGGAAAUGAUAGUUGUGAAAGAUUGAAACCUGCUCCUACUUUGUAAACUCUUAAUGCAAAAAAUAAAUAAAAUUCUACUUUU
Molecule: messenger RNA, 3355 nt
Organism: Hydractinia symbiolongicarpus
Lineage: Eukaryota; Metazoa; Cnidaria; Hydrozoa; Anthoathecata; Hydractiniidae
Product: asparagine synthetase domain-containing protein 1-like
Exons: 13
Coding region: 1418-3319 (633 amino acids)
Molecular function (GO): asparagine synthase (glutamine-hydrolyzing) activity
Source: RefSeq, a predicted model, not a curated record